This is a messenger RNA of Trichechus manatus latirostris (Florida manatee), 3867 nucleotides long. It is a transcript of the gene CHPT1, whose product is annotated as choline phosphotransferase 1. Gene Ontology annotation, molecular function: diacylglycerol cholinephosphotransferase activity. The record is from RefSeq and is a predicted model, not a curated record. The coding region runs from base 117 to 1133 and encodes 338 amino acids. The transcript is spliced from 8 exons. Gene Ontology annotation, biological process: phospholipid biosynthetic process. NCBI's taxonomy places the organism in Eukaryota, Metazoa, Chordata, Mammalia, Sirenia, Trichechidae. Gene Ontology annotation, cellular component: endoplasmic reticulum membrane; Golgi apparatus.
GCGCGGCGCAACUGCGGCGGCUGGAGGAGCACCGCUACAACGCCGCCGGCGUGUCGCUGCUCGAGCCGCCGCUGCAGCUCUACUGGACCUGGCUGCUCCAGUGGAUCCCGCUGUGGAUGGCCCCCAAUUCCAUCACCCUCCUCGGGCUCGCCAUCAACCUGCUCACCACGCUCGUGCUCAUCUCCUACUGCCCCACGGCCACCGAGGAGGCACCAUACUGGACAUACCUUUUAUGUGCCCUGGGACUCUUUAUCUAUCAGUCACUGGAUGCUAUUGACGGGAAACAAGCCAGAAGAACAAAUUCUUGUUCUCCUUUAGGCGAACUCUUUGACCAUGGUUGUGACUCUCUUUCCACAGUAUUUAUGGCAGUUGGAGCUUCAAUUGCUGUUCGCUUAGGAACCCAUCCUGAUUGGUUGUUUUUCUGCUCAUUUAUUGGAAUGUUCAUGUUUUACUGUGCUCACUGGCAGACUUAUGUUUCAGGCGUGUUGCGAUUUGGCAAAGUGGAUGUAACUGAAAUUCAGGUAGCUUUAAUAAUCAUCUUUGUGUUGUCUACAUUUGGAGGAGCAACAAUGUGGGACUAUACGAUACCUGUUCUAGAAAUAAAAUGGAAGAUCUUUCCGGUUCUUGGAGUAGUGGGUGGAGCAAUAUUUUCCUGUUCACAUUAUUUCCAUGUUAUCCUCCAUGGUGGCGUUGGCAAGAAUGGAUCCACGAUAGCAGGCACUAGUGUCUUGUCACCUGGACUCCACAUAGGACUAAUUAUCAUACUGGCAAUAAUGAUCUACAAAAAGUCUGCAACUAAUGUGUUUGAAAAACAUCCUUGUCUUUAUACCCUAAUGUUUGGGUGUGUCUUUGCUAAAGUUGCACAAAAAUUGGUGGUAGCUCACAUGACCAAAAGUGAACUGUAUCUUCAAGACACGGUGUUUAUUGGGCCAGGUCUUUUAUUUUUAGACCAGUACUUUAGUAAUUUUGUAGAUGAAUAUGUUGUCCUAUGGAUAGCAAUGGUCAUAGCUUCAUUUGAUAUGAUGACAUACUUUAGUGCUUUGUGCCUGCAAAUUUCAAGACACCUUCAUUUAAAUAUCUUCAAGACUUCAUGUCAUCCAGCACCUGAACAGGUUCACAAGCAUAUUGACUAACAGCCCAAGGAGAAGAGGAGAAGCAGUUAGGGGAACCUAUGAGUGAAGGAAAUCCCCUUUUGCAGGAGGCUAGUAUACUAUCAAAUAAGGUUAUAUUUGAAUAUAAAACAUAAGUCCUGCAGAUUCCAUUAUGUUUAUCUCAGUUAUGAAGCCCUCCCUCAUUGUAUACCAACAUUUUUGAUCACAGGUGUUAUCAGAGUGAAAGUAUUAACAGUCUACAAAUUAAUUAGAAACAAGACCAAAGAAAGAAAUCUCAAUCCUGAGGAUAAGAAAGUGAACCAGUAUAGUCUAAACAGCAGCAAGCUCUUUGUCUCUGAGAAAUCUUUUAGGCAUUUGGAGUUUUCAUUGCCAAAUAGUUACGUACAAAUUCAGGACCUAAAGGGUUUUACAGCUAUUUUGAGAGUGAUACUUACUUUGAUUGCUAAAAAUUGAAAAGUGAGAUGAUAGUGUACUGCAUUAAGUGCAUAGUUUAUAAUACUAUAAUUACUGUGUCCGACAAUUUUAUAAGAUUAUUUUAAUAGCCAUUUUUCAAAAGAUGUAUGUUCCUAUGUUAUUAAAAAAUACUUAUUUUAGUAUACAAUUAGAAUUUAAAGGGCUAACUGGAAUUUUCUAUAAUUCGUAUUUAGUAACAGAAAUUUGUCUUACUAGUUCAGAAAAACGAAUCUACAAUUGAGGGUAACUUGUUCUUUGAUAAUCUGAGUUACACUUUCAUUGCCAUAAGACACUGAACAUUCUCUUACAAAAAAUAAAAGUUAAAGCAAAGUUGACAUAUAAGAAAAUUAGUAACUUAAAAAAACAUUGCAAAAUAUCUUCCUUUUAGAAUAUUGGCCAAAGUUACUUUUAAGUACACACUGACUCAUUUGAUAUGGUAAGGGAAUAAAAUAAGUAUCAGCUGUUGGACAACUAAGUACAUUAUGUACUAAUUCUUACCUUUCCACUCUCACUUAAAAUUAUUUAGAUUGCUGAUUAUGAAUACUAGAACUGUCACAAGGGUCUUUGUGAUCCAAAUCUUUAGACUUCCAUCUGACCCUGUUUUUAAUUUUAUCCAAUAGUUCUAUAGACCAUAUGCCAUAAUGAUGAAAUAAUCAGAAAAAUAGUAAGAGUAAUAACAUACUCUUAAGAAAAAGGCCUACUAAAUAAAUAGUAAAAAUUGAUAUUCCUUAAAAGGAAAAAUAUAUAUAUACUUAUAUGAGUUAAGUACACAGAGAACACUCUGGUUUGGAAUAGUUAUUUUGCCUCUCUAACUACUGGCAAAACUUCUCAAACAAGGACCUUCGUAGAAGCUUGAGUAGUUCUUAAGAUUUAUAUACCAACAUACGUUUUGGCUUAAAAGGAAGAUCCUUUACAAAAUGCAAAAAUUUAGGAAGUAAUCAUCUGUAUCCUCUGGGUCAAAUAUUUAUUAAUGGUGAAGGACUUACUUCUUCCUGUAUAACCAGUUACAAAAAGAGCAUCUGUAUGGACUUGUUUUUAAAAACAUAGAAAACUCUGAGAAGGGUGAGUUAUAGGGGUAAGUAUUAGAAUUUAAAACUUGCGGAAAAACAGGAGAAAGUCACUCCUCUCCUCCUAACGGGCAUAUUUUUUGUUUUGAAUGAAUUGAAAUCAAUCAAUUUCAGCAAAAAAUAAGUUUAACUGAAUUAUUUCAAACAAAUGUUGAAACAAUUUAAUAUUUAUUAGCUCAAAUGUUUCCAACUGAAGAUUUCAUGUUAUUCUGUUUAAAAAAAUACCCAUUUUAAAAAACAAGGUGUAAGAAUUAUUCAAGUUUGGAAAUGAAGAAAUGUAAAAUCAAAUUUCCAUAUAUUCACUGAAUACUAAGCUUGAAAAAGAAACCAUUCUGGGUAAUUUACCUUGAAGACAGAUGUGAAAUAUUUAAACCAAGUAAUUAAGUAGGUUAACGAAAUGCUGUUAAUUAUUGCUAAGGGCAGUGUGUCAUUUAAUUGUGGACUAAACUCAAUUAAAUGAUAUUUUGAUGUUUUGUAGAACUGACAUGUUCAUAAAUCUGUCUUAAAACUGAUUGAUAGUUACAUAUUUUGUCUUAGUGAUUUUUAGCAGUUUAAUUUAUUCCAGAAUACAAACUUUAUAAGUUACUGUUAAUAAAUUUUUUAAGUCAGUAGUAUAGAUUUUCUUCUGAACUCUUAUUUUCAUUAGAUUUUCAUUAGAAUUAGCUCUGUAACUUAAUGAGUAGAUACAAAAAGAUGUACAUAUAAAAUAUUUUGUACUCUUUUCCUUAAAGAAGAAAUACGUAAUCUUCCAUACUUGUGCUUUCUACCUUUUGGUGUACUGAUACAGAUACACUGAAGCCAAAACCUUAAAUUAAAUAAUCUUUAUUGCUAAAGUUAACUGACAGUAUUAGGGAUAAACAUUCACUAUGACUAUCAAAGAGCUGAAAGCUUGAUACAUGUAACUUUCGAAGUGCUGCUACUCAUAUAACUUAGAUUUUAUUUAGGGUUAACAGAAAGGGGGUCUUGCACUUGACAAACAAGCUAAUGAAUAACAAGAUGUUAUUACAACUAUAAAGAUGUUAUGUGCCCCUUAGCUAAUGUUAUAAUUGUAUCAUAUUACUUAGGUUCAAGUUCUUUCUUCAAAGAGUCAUCAGAAUAACAUGGACUGAAGAGACUUUCGAACACUUGCCAUCUCUUGCUGUUGCUGUUACAUGAAGAGAUAUUAAACAUUUGUUUAAUAUUAGUUAAGUGUUAUGUGUAUUUCAGCAAAUAAAAUAUUUCAAUGCCUAAAUUAA